CUUGUAGAGAGAGAGUUAUGGUUUAAAGAAGAAAAGCAAAUCAAAAAAAAAGAAAAGAAAAAAAGAGAGAGAAAUCCAAUAAAGAUCACGAAAUAUCUGUGACUGAUAUGAUCUCUGUGAUAGCGUGUGAUUCUCUCUCUCUUUUCUAAAAUUCCUCGCUCACCAACCACCUUAAUUUUCUUAUGCAUUAACUCUAUAUAAACGACCACAUUACGUUCAUACAUGUCUUGUGAGUUUGUUUAUGAACAUAUGGAUGCUGCUAGUGCUGCUUCUUCUUCAACAAAGGGGGUGAUGGAAAAUGUGGAGCAACCCCAUGUCUUAGCUGUGGAUGAUAAUCUCAUUGAUCGCAAACUCAUUGAACAACUACUCAUAAACUCCUCUUGCAAAGUGACUACUGCGGAAAAUGGGAGAAGGGCAUUGGAAUUUUUGGGCUUAGGAGACGAUCAAAAUAACACCUUGGAGAGCAGAGUAUCAAAAGUAAAUUUGAUAAUUACAGACUAUUGUAUGCCAGGAAUGACAGGCUAUGAGCUACUUAAAAGAAUUAAGCAGGAAUCAUCAGUCAUGAAAGAGGUUCCAGUGGUUAUUGUGUCAUCUGAGAACGUCCCAACUCGUAUUAACAAGUGCUUAGAGGAAGGAGCUCAGAUGUUCAUGCUGAAGCCCCUAAAACAAUCAGAUGUGAAGAAAUUAAGAUGUCAAUUAAUGAACUCCUGAAGAUAAACGUCCGUAUUCCUAAGGAGAUUAGAACCCGCAGCAAGUAUUCCUAUGACUAGAGGAAGCCCCAGAAUUCCUUGGAUGAAAUAAAAUUAGCUUCAGUUACCAAUCAAUUUUGUUUUGCUCAAAAAUCUUACCCUCCACCUCCACGUUGCUGUGUAUGAUUAACGUUAACCAAAUAGUUUCAAUGACAUUCCUUUCUGUGAUAA
Molecule: messenger RNA, 920 nt
Organism: Quercus robur (English oak)
Lineage: Eukaryota; Viridiplantae; Streptophyta; Magnoliopsida; Fagales; Fagaceae
Product: two-component response regulator ARR17-like
Exons: 6
Coding region: 223-711 (162 amino acids)
Biological process (GO): cytokinin-activated signaling pathway; phosphorelay signal transduction system
Source: RefSeq, a predicted model, not a curated record